AUGUCGUCAAGCAAAAAACAAACGACUCUGGGGUAUGUAAAGUCUCAGACGACCUUAGGACGGUUCUUUAGCCUCCCAGCCGGCACCAAUCCGGCCACUCCCAUUCAAUCGAAGCUCAAGACAAUCAGUAAGCCUGGCAAAGCCGCCGAUACCGACGAUGUGGCUUCUCCUAAGGUUAGGAAGACCUCUGCCAGAGGCCAGGCUCGGAAGAAACCUACAAUUCCGGAGGAUGACGGAUCCGAUGGCGGUGCAGGGUAUACGAAGGCCGGUGUUAGCUUUUCGGAAACGGAGAUGUCUGAUGCUUCAGAGCCAGCGAUCGGUUCGAGCAAGCAGAAAGCUCUAGGGAAUUCCUCGACGAAGAGAGAGAGACCUGCUGCUCGGAAGUGCGGUAUUAAACCUUCAAAUAUCAAGAAGGAGACAGAAACUUCUGAAGACGAGGCGCCUCCUAGCAAACGUUCUAAAAGUGCUCCCACUACCAAACCGCUCAAAAAGGAUUGCGAUGAGUCCGAAUUGUCAGAUGAAGACAUCGCACCCAGAAAGCGUUUGCCGAUCAUCAAUUCUCCAAAGGCGACUGCCAAAAAAAGGAAAGGCAAAGUUGUGGGAAAGGCCGUCGAUGUGAAUACGCCUGUUUCGCCUUCUGGAACUACAAAGGGUGCCAGGUCCUCGCCUAUUUCUUCACCGGUUGUCUCUCCUCAGGAGUCGGGAGAGUCUGAGCCGCCCCUUCCAGAAUCUCCUUCAAGCACACCUAAGAUAUCUAAAUCUAAGUCUGGGUCUAAGGCUAAAGUUGCUAAAAAGUCGCCUUCUGAUAAGAGAUCUAAAAAGAGAGGGGCCGCUUCGGACACUGAAGCUGUGGAUAAGCCUGAAAGCUCUGCGACACACAAGGCAUUAGAUUCAGACAGUGGGACUGAGAAGCCUUCACUUGCACCUGCGGCAGGCCGCGAGAUGAUUAAAAAAUUAUCUAAAUCCGUUCCUCCAGCAUAUCCCGAUUGGGUUGCUGGUGAGCCGACCCCCUAUGCGGCCUUAGUAACAACCUUUAAUCUCCUGGAGUCAACGACCAAACGUCUUGAGAAAAUCUCGCAUACAUCUCGAUUCCUGAGGCAGGUUCUUCAGCUUUCUCCUGAUGAGCUUUUACUGGUAAUUCACUUGAUGAUCAACAAACUUGCCGCUGAUUUCGAGGGUGUCGAAAUGGGUAUUGGCGAGAGUUUGCUCAUGAAAGCUAUUGGUGAGAGUUGUGGUAGGAGCUUGGAGAGGAUUAGAGAGGAUCAGAGAGAGUGUGGUGACCUAGGACUUGUUGCAAUGAAAAGCAGAAAUAAUCAGAAGACGCUCUUUGCUCCCCGGCCCUUGACUAUCGCUGUUGUUCAUAAAGGCUUAUUGGGCAUCGCAAAGACUAAAGGUGAAGGUGGUCAGGGCCGCAAGGUCUCGGCUAUCAGAAAGCUCCUCGCUGCUGCAAAGGGAGAUGAAGCAAAGUUCCUGAUUAGAGGACUGGAAGGUAAACUCAGGUUGGGACUUGCGGAACGAACUGUCUUGGUCUCAUUAAGCAGUGCGAUGAUCACCCACGAACAGGAGCUUGUUGGCAAAACACCAACUACGGCAAUGUUGGAUCAGUCGGAGCUCAAUCUCAGAAGCGUGUAUAGUGAGUUGCCGAGCUACGAGAUCAUCAUACCCGCUAUGAGAGAACACGGCAUCAUGGAUAUUAAGAAGUAUUGCAAGUUGCAACCUGGUGUCCCUGUAAAACCCAUGUUAGCAAAGCCAACAAAAGCGAUAUCAGAGGUUCUUGACAGGUUUGAAAAUAAACGCUUUACUUGCGAGUACAAGUACGACGGGGAACGUGCCCAAAUCCAUUACGUGUCGCCAAAGUCUUCAAUUGAGUAUCCGCCAGCUACUCUUAGCGGAGAACCAAUCAAGAAUCUUGCCAAGGUCUUUUCUCGCAACUCGGAGGAUCUGAGUGGCAAGUAUCCUGACAUCCUUGCGGCGAUGAACGAGUGGGUUAGGCCCGAGGUUGAGAGCUUUGUUCUUGAUUGUGAAGCGGUCGGGUGGGAUGAGACCAAUAAUCGUCUCCUGCCAUUUCAAAUGCUUCAGACCAGAAAAAAGAAAGAUGUCGCACUAGAGGAUGUAAAGAUCAGAGUGUGUGUUCAUGCAUUCGACCUUCUAUUCUUGAAUGGAAAGCCUGUUGUUCGUGAGUCUCUCGAUGAUAGGAGGAAGCUCAUGCAUAAAACGUUCAUCGAAGUUCCCAAUCAGUUCGUGUUUGCUCGGUACAUGGAUAGUAGCCAUCUCGAAGAAAUCCGUCUCUUCCUAGACCAGAGUGUGAAGGACUCUUGUGAAGGACUAAUGGUUAAAAUGAUGGACGGUCCCGAGAGCUUCUAUGAGCCUAGUCAGAGGAGUCGUAAUUGGCUUAAAAUUAAGAAGGAUUAUAUCGAUGAGUUAGGAGACUCCUUGGACUUGGUUGUCAUUGGCGCCUACUGGGGCAGGGGCAAGCGCACUUCCGUUUAUGGCUCCUUUCUACUAGCUUGUUACAAUCCUGGUACUCAGAACUAUGAAUCCUUAUGCAAUAUUGGUACUGGUUUCACCGAGGCUGAACUCGAAGAGUUCUAUGGGACUUUGCACCCCCUCGAAAUUGACAGGGCCAAGCCUUUCUACGACCAUCCAAGUGGUAAUGCGGGCAAACCGGAUGUUUGGUUCGAACCUAAAGUCCUCUGGGAGGUUAAAGCAGCCGAUUUGACCUUGUCCCCUCGUUACAAGGCCGCAGCUGGCCUGGCUGGACACCCGGAUAAGGGCGUUAGUCUCAGGUUCCCGAGAUUUAUUGGCCCCAGGACCGAUAAGACCGGUGAGGACGCGACCAGUUCUAGUCAAAUCGCGGAGAUGUAUCUCCGCCAGGAUCAAGUUGCGCAUAAAACUGGAGCCAAGGGGGUUGAUGACGAUUUCGAAUAUUGAACCACCCCCCCCCUUUGCUGUUUUCCUUUGAGCCACUAUGUUUGCAACUUUUGGGUUGAGCGAGGGUUGCGGAUUUGUUGCACUGGGUUGAGGGGGAUGUGCAGGGAAGUACUCAUGAGAUUAGUUGCCGGUUUUAGUUGUAGGUAGAUGGAUAGCUUUUUUCUUUGUACCAUACCACAGCUACUACAAAAUUUCAAAUGGGAAUCCGCUUGGGAUCCCCAAGUUAGCUGGGAGGAAUGGUAUGCCGGUAGUGCGCACGGAUCUCGGGUGGUCAGGCUUUAGAAGCAAAUUCCAAUGCUGCGUAGUGGAUUUUAACAGUUA
Tuber melanosporum (Perigord truffle) is the source of this 3252-nucleotide messenger RNA. RefSeq lists its product as uncharacterized. Bases 1 to 2931 code for a protein of 976 amino acids. Gene Ontology annotation, molecular function: ATP binding; DNA binding; DNA ligase (ATP) activity. NCBI's taxonomy places the organism in Eukaryota, Fungi, Ascomycota, Pezizomycetes, Pezizales, Tuberaceae. Gene Ontology annotation, biological process: DNA repair; Okazaki fragment processing involved in mitotic DNA replication; lagging strand elongation. The transcript has 7 exons. Gene Ontology annotation, cellular component: nucleus; mitochondrion. The record is from RefSeq and is a predicted model, not a curated record.